GCUGCAUAAUAGCGCAGGCUGCAGCUCGGUGUGGGCCUACUUCACGUGUAUGUGGAGCCUGUAUAGGUCGGACUGCUGGGUGUGUGCGAGUGUGUGUGUGCGAGUGUGUGUGUGUGUGUGUGUGUGUGUGAGUGUGUGUGUGUGCGUGCGUGCGUUUGUCAGAUACACUGUAGGCGACUGAGGCGGCAUCAGUUUGGAGCAAGGCAUUUCUCUUUACCCCGACAAACCUUCAGGGGGCUUUUAGCAUUCGCUCAGUCUGCAAGUCUCUGGAAAACAUCUGAUUCAUUUUUUAACCAGUCCCAGAUGCGCCAGUGAGAGUGUGCGCGCGCGUCAGUGUGAGUUUGUCAGUGCGCGAGAAUCUGGGGAGAAUAUCUGCCGCCUAGAGAAGGGGAGGGAGAGAAGGAACCGUGUGGAUUUUCUUUCUCUCUUUUUUUUUUUUAAUAUCCCUUCUUUUUUUUUUUAAGUAUGAACGCAGAUACGUGCGUCUCAUACUGCGAUAUGACAUCGAUGGAUUCAUAUUAUAGCACGGCCGCUGCGCAAGGUAGGGAUCACCAGGCGAACCCGUUCAGGACUUUCCCUACCGCCGAGAACAAAUACAGCCCCACGUUCAUCCCGGGCAAAGGGCAGGCGUACGGAGAGAAGUCCCGCAGCCCCUUCCAGGCGGAGUGCCAGUCGCUGGAUGGCGCCGAGGAGGGCAACUUCAGCAAGUACCAGCUCUUCAUGCAGCGACCGACCUGCAAAACUCCCCCCGAGGGCGGCAAGCUGCACCCGGACGGCGGACACAACGGCUCGCUCAUCGCCUGCUAUGGAAAAGACAACAGCGGCCUGACAGAGUCCGAGUUGCCCCAGAGUGUCGAUCCUCCCGGGAUGGAAGGCAGCUACCUGAACCUUAAGGAGCCUGGCGUGAAGGGGCCGAGCGAGCGGCCGGGCUCCGACCUUUCAAGCCCCCUGGACAAAAGUGAGGCUGAGAGCAACAAAGGAAAGAAGAGACGCAAUCGCACCACAUUCACCAGCUACCAGCUGGAGGAGCUGGAAAAAGUCUUUCAGAAGACACACUACCCAGAUGUUUAUGCCCGUGAGCAGCUGGCACUGAGGACAGACUUGACGGAGGCUCGUGUACAGGUGUGGUUUCAGAAUCGCAGAGCCAAGUGGAGGAAGAGGGAGCGUUUUGGCCAGAUGCAACAGGUCCGAACACACUUCUCUACAGCUUACGAGCUGCCUCUACUGACUCGGCCUGAGAACUAUGCACAGAUCCAGAACCCUUCAUGGAUCGGGAGCAGCAGCGGAGCGUCUCCUGUGCCUGGCUGCGUCGUGCCUUGUGACUCUGUCCCAUCCUGCAUGCCCCCUCACCCUCACGGUCCCGGAGGUGUCUCUGACUUCCUGGGUGUGUCCAGUGCAGGAAGCAGCCACAUGGGACAGACACACAUGGGUAGCCUGUUUGGGGGUCCUGGGAUGGGAGGGGGAAUCAAUGGCUAUGAUCUCAAUGUUGAUCCAGACCGCAAGUCCUCCAGCAUAGCUGCGCUGCGUAUGAAGGCCAAGGAACACAGUGCAGCCAUCUCUUGGGCUACAUGAUGUCCCAGCCCCAGUUCCACCCUACCCCCAUAGGGCCCCCUUCUCCGGAGCAGCCAUCAGCCAGCGCUGUGAGGGAGGAGGGACUUUUCCUGAGAGCACUAAUGAUAACACAGGUCAAAUGAACAGGGAGAGACCGUGGAGAUAACAGAGGCCAUUACAGCGGCCAAAGCAACCAAGAUAACAACUGUGACAAUCAGCAGAUGCUGAAAGUGAGAGAAAUACAGAGGUGUGACUAAGACGAAGACGAUGAGUUCAUUCUUGAUCUCUCAGGUCUCAUUGUGCUUGUUCCCUGAUAAACCGGGUAUCAUUAAAAUUCGUGACAGGUUUAAGUAAAACAAGCAAUAUAAUAUAUAUGGUUUACAAAAUACCUUCAUAGGAUACAGGAAUUCAGUGCCAAAUCCAGCCAUAUCAUACAGUAUUUUCAUUUACAAAGUUAAGCUUGAUUCAUACUAUUUGCUUCAUUUAGCGUUUUUAUUUUUACCACCCAUCCUGCCCCACUCACAGUUUGUGCUGUUUUUGUGCGAGUUCAAAUACAUUUCUGAGCGUUCAGUAUUUUCAUUUUAAAAGCCAUUUCAGAAACAAGGUAACUCCAUUAAAGCAACAUAUAAACAUGCUUCUUUUCUGUCACUUCCAAGUGCAAAGUGUCCAUUAAAGCAAAAACAAUAAUUGGUUAUAAAAGCAAACAUUAAUUUUGUAUUUGCCUGCAGUGGGUUGUUUAUGUCCCUGCAAAGUAAGACAGAGGUUGAAUGCAAUAAGCGAACAGAGUCUAAUUGAGCAAGAGCAGACAUAGCCUGUGCCAGUUUAGUCUGGGAGGAGGGCAGUCACUGGAUUGGCAGCAAUUUCAAACCAACAUGUCAUUUCCUCCCCCAGGGCUGCCUCCACAGGUUCCCCUGCUAGGCUCAGGCCUCAGGUUACAGGAAACAGUGUGUCCACUGGCAGACGGGGCGCAGCAACGCACAGCAGCAGCCGUCAACACCAACUAACCGCGCCAACUUCAAUCAGCGACUAACGGGAACAGAUACACUUAAUUAGCAUCAAAGUGAGCUUCGCUGCCCCGUGAACACCAAAGUACAUCACAGUGUACACGGUGAAGACAAACUGCACACAAGCUGUAAUAAUCAAUUCACCCACAGGCGUGUGUUCGGCAGAAAUGACCCUUUGAUUCGGUGCGUGCUCGCAGAGUCCGUCAAAUGCCAGAGACUGCAGGCCAAAUCAGUGGCCCUCAUCGUCCCGAGGAGCAUUCUGUAAUGUUUAGGUAAUGUGAUGACAUUAGAGCAGGGCUGCAGGAAUGUGGUGAGUAUGUCCAGUGAUUGCAGGGGUGUCUUUGUGUAUUACCCCGCUGGAAUAAACUUGUCACCAGAGCCGGGCUGCAGCCUGAGGCUAGAGACAGGCUUCGUUAGUUUUUUUGGCAGAUCUCUCAAUGACGCCCGCUGGACUACAGAUCCAUUUUCUUUCCCCUGUGUGGAUGAUGGCAGGAAGGUCUGGCUCUGCUCCUCAUUCCGGUUGAUCAUUGUAACAUAUGAGUGCCCACUACAGCUGCCCUAUUUGAGAAUGGGACUGCAACUAACAAGUUUUUUCAUGACUAUUAAUCCACGGAUUAUUUGCUCAAUUAGGCUAUAUAAUAGUUUGGCCUAUAAAAUGCCAGGAAAUAAACGAGCCAUGACUCCACUCAGUUUGAAUUCAUUUCGAUUUUGUUUUAUGUGAGGACCGAAAUUUCAAGAUAAAAUCAGGAUCUAGUCAAAAUAAAUUUAUACACGUGUGACUGAAUUCCUACUUUGUCGCGUUGACUGUGUGUUGGUCCUCUCGCUGGUCCUCCCUCAAAGCUCCACUCCUCUGCAGCUCCGUCCACAUUGAUACUACUGAAAUGAAGCAAUUAAAAUUCAUGGUUAUAAUGUCGUAUUGUGCGAAUGUGAACAAUAUAAAUGAUAUUUUUCUUUUGCUUGUACAUUUGUCUAGCUUAUUUGUCAAAUAAAGAACCUCCAGAAAUAAGCCAAUGAAGUAUUACAGUAAUAUUGCCAAGAAGUGUAAAAUUAUGUUAUGUGUGUUAUUCUGAAGAGUUGCUCUGGACUUUUACCAAGGUUGAAAUUGCUUUCUAAUUUUCUUAUUGCUUCAAGCAGCUUUUUGUAUAUUAAUCAAGUAUUUCUACUUCUGAUUGUGACUCUAUAUAAUAUGCUGUUGCAAUAAGUUAUUGCACUUACAGUUUAAGUUGUUUUGUUUUUUUACUUUCAAUGGGACAGUAGUGUCUUUGCUUCGGGUUCUGGGUCCCAACAGUCAAGAACUGUCUCCUAAGUCCGUCCACACCAAGAACAGUAUCGCUGAGAUCUGUUUAAGGUGCCAUCCAUUUGUUUGUACAGAAGUAACUUGCUGUUUCCGUUGAUGAAGGUUUUGAAGUGAUUUUGAAAUAAAUGAAUCUCAAAUGGUU
This is a messenger RNA of Scophthalmus maximus (turbot), 3994 nucleotides long. RefSeq names its product ALX homeobox 4b (gene alx4b). NCBI's taxonomy places the organism in Eukaryota, Metazoa, Chordata, Actinopteri, Pleuronectiformes, Scophthalmidae. Gene Ontology annotation, biological process: regulation of transcription by RNA polymerase II. The coding region runs from base 466 to 1572 and encodes 368 amino acids. The record is from RefSeq and is a predicted model, not a curated record. Gene Ontology annotation, molecular function: DNA-binding transcription activator activity, RNA polymerase II-specific; RNA polymerase II transcription regulatory region sequence-specific DNA binding. The transcript is spliced from 4 exons.